This is a messenger RNA of Ostertagia ostertagi, 1095 nucleotides long. The record is from the annotation of a GenBank genome assembly. NCBI's taxonomy places the organism in Eukaryota, Metazoa, Nematoda, Chromadorea, Rhabditida, Trichostrongylidae.
CUUAGAAUCGAAGGUGCUGGUUUUGGAAGUGGAGAACUCUUUGAUUCAAUCGACUCGACUAGAAGCUUCAUUGAGGAGAAGAAACGACACAUCAGUUUUGACAACUACUUCCGUGGUUCGACACCGAUAAGUGAUUGCGCCACACCGGAUUCAGUUCGGUGUGAAGACGAAACAGAAGCCUUAGCAAAGGGUGUCAUCGAGAGCCUGUUCUCUGGUGUUGCGCUAACUCCUCUAACUCCUGCGCAGGAUUCCAAGGAAGAGCUGCGUAAAGCGUCUACUACGUCUAAGCAGAGUAAAGCUGUACGCAAGUUAUACAUGGACAACUUGGCGGAGUGCGAUUCGUCGGAAAAGCCAGCGAAGGACUUAUUCCCGGUCAUAGACUUGAAUGAGUCAUCAGCUGAUGCAGAGAAACUUGAGUCUAUUGUUGGCUUGUCGGAUGUAUCUGGACAGUCCAGUUCGCAAGCCAAGUCUGUGGAUGUUGCUUCUUCCAUCCCAGAAGAGCCUGUCGUGACGGGAGAUGACGAUGGUGACUCAUGGGAGAACCUUGAUGAUUCGAAACUCGAGGAGCAGAUGAGUGCGUUGAAGCUUGAGGUUGCUUCGAAAACACCGAGACGCCCUAUUAGCUAUUUCGCUCCGCCUGUUGAAGCUGCAACUCCUUGGGAUCCUUUCCUGUUGCCUCACGUCCUCGAAGCUUAUGACGUACCGGAGUACAAGCUUGCUGAAGACGUGGUAAACGCAUUGGCAGCUACCGACUGGGGUAAUGCCACGGUGAAAUGGUUGGAGCGCAAGAUUGUCUUUGUGGUGUUCGCUAGUGAACGUCAAGCUCGCGAUGCUUUGGUGUUACACAAGCAUCAGUGGUUGCGAUUGCGGCCACUUGCGAAAUCUCCUGCGCGUGUCCAAGAGAAAGCGCGAGAAAUCCAGGCUCAGUUGAAGCCCACCAGGGCUCGUCCAAAAACUAAUGCCGGUGUUGCUCGCAGAAUGGUUGAAAGUACAUUGGGAAUGCGCUCAUCAGUGUCGAAAGAGCAGCGCGAGGCAGAAAGAAAGCAGCUUUCUGAUGCGAAAGGUAUGGAAAAAAGAACAAUAUAUGCUGACUAG